AUGAUGAGAGGCGCCAUUUUUCAAAGAUUUAGAUUUCGAGCAUUCUCCUUCCCCUGCCUUGAUUCUUAUGUUGUUCAUGGGAGUUGCUACAGAACCUUCUCAGCUGCCACAGAGCUCCGGAGUCGCGAAGUUUCGAUAUGUAAUCACUUGCAAAACCGUAGACUCGACGAGGCUCGAGAUGUUUUUAACCAGGUUCCGUCUCCUCGUGUGAGUCUCUACACCAAGAUGAUCUCUGGAUACACGAGGAACAACAGAUUGGUUGAUGCGUUGAAUCUGUUCGACGCAAUGCCUGUGAGAGAUGUUAUCUCAUGGAAUUCGAUGAUCAGUGGCUGUGUGGAGUGUGGGGAUAUGGAUACCGCAGUGAAGCUGUUCGAUGAAAUGCCUGAGAGAAGCGUAGUUUCCUGGACAGCGAUGUUGAAUGGGUUUCUUAGGUCGGGGAAGGUUGAGCAAGCGGAGGGGUUGUUUUAUCAGAUGCCUGUGAAAGAUACUGCAGCUUGGAACGCGAUGGUUCAUGGGUAUUUACAGCUUGGUAGAGUAGACGAUGCUUUGGAGUUGUUUGAGCUAAUGCCUCGGAAGAAUGUGAUUUCUUGGACGACGAUGAUUUGUGGGUUAGAUCAGAACGAGAGGAGUGGAGAAGCUCUUGUUUUGUUCAAGAACAUGCUGGAUUGUUGCAUUAAGGCGACUUCAAGAACAUUCACUUGUGUAAUCACUGCAUGUGCAAAUGCUCUAGCGUUUCAUAUGGGUACACAAGUUCAUGGUUUCAUCAUCAAGUUGGGGUUUUUAUAUGAAGAAUAUGUAUCUGUUUCCCUCAUAACGUUUUAUGCAAACUGCAAAGGAACAGAGGCUUCGAGGAAAGUGUUUGACGAGAAGGCUCGUGAACAAGUUGCUGUGUGGACUGCUCUAUUGUCAGGUUAUAAUCUGAACAAAAAGCAUGAAGAUGCCUUAAGUGUUUUCUCAGUGAUGUUGAGAAACAGUAUCUUACCGAAUCAGUCAACAUUUGCUAGCGGAUUAAACUCUUGCUCUGCUUUGGGAUCAUUGGAUUGGGGUAAGGAGAUGCAUGGCGUUGCAGUGAAACUUGGUUUAGUAACUGAUGCCUUUGUGGGUAAUUCUCUAGUUGUCAUGUACAGUGACUGUGGAAAUGCAAAUGAUGCCGUUAUGGUGUUUACUGACAUCUUAAAGAAGAGCAUUGUCUCUUGGAAUUCAAUAAUUGUUGGCUGCGCGCAGCAUGGACGUGGUAAAUGGGCCUUUGUCAUAUUCGGUCAAAUGAUUAGAUUAAACAAAGAGCCAGAUGAGAUUACUUUCACUGGCUUGCUCUCUGCUUGCAGCCACUGCGGGUUUCUACAUAAAGGAAGAAAGAUUUUCGAAUACAUGUCAAGAGGACCAAAUCACAUCGAUAGAAAGAUUCAACACUACACUUGUAUGGUAGAUAUCUUGGGAAGAAGCGGGGAACUGAAAGAAGCAGAGGAGCUUAUCGAGAGCAUGUUUGUGAAACCUAAUGAAAUGGUUUGGUUGGCUUUACUCAGUGCUUGUAGGAUGCAUCAUGAUGUUGACAGAGCCGAGAAAGCUGCUGCUGCCAUUUUUCAGCUGGACUCAAAAUCAAGCGCUGCUUAUGUCUUGUUGUCUAAUACAUAUGCUUCUGCUGGUAGAUGGUCGAAUGUAUCGAAAUUGAGAAUAAAGAUGAAGCAGAAGGGGAUAAUGAAGAAACGUGGGAGCAGUUGGGUUGUGUUUAAAGGGAAAAAGCACGAGUUUUUCUCAGGUGAUCGACCAGAUAGCUUGAGAAUAUAUGAGAAGUUGGAGUUUCUGAAAGAAAAGUUGAAGGAGCUUGGCUAUGUACCUGAUUAUAGAUCUGCUUUACAUGACGUUGAAGACGAACAGAAGGAAGAGAUGUUGUGGUAUCACAGUGAGAGGCUUGCUAUUGCGUUUGCGUUGGUUAAUACAGUCGAAGGAAAUGCAGUCACAGUUAUGAAGAAUCUACGAGUUUGUGAAGAUUGUCACGCAGUGAUUAAGCUGAUCUCAAGAGUUGUGGGACGUGAGAUUGUUUUAAGGGAUCCAACUCGGUUUCAUCAUUUUAAGGAUGGGAUAUGUUCUUGUGGGGAUUAUUGGUAGACAAGCGACCAGAGAAGGUUACAAACUUUGAUUCUGUGAUGUGAGAAGACUUUACCAAGAUAUGGUUAUGAUGUCAAAUCUACAGGUCUAUUCGAAAUCCAGUAAAGGAGCAUUCUGAGCGUGAAUUAAAAGGAUCCGGCAUGCUGCUUCCCGAGAACGGUCAAUCCCUGGGUAACCGACCUUGUAAUGCAAACAUUCUUCCACAAGUUGGUGGAGGAAACACAAGCAACAAUACUUACUUGGGAGGCCAUGAGACAGAACACAGCCAAGAGUGUGGAGAUAGCGCUGUAGAGAGAAAUACAGAUACUCUUUCGCAUGUUUGUGAAGCUGAUGAAAAAAAUGUUGUUAAUGAUGGAUGUCCUGAGAAUAAGCAAAGUGACGAAUUUUUACACAGCCAUGUAGCAUAAACUGAACAGGAUUAUGUGAAAAUUUGAAAAACAUCGAGUCUUUGCCUGUAUGAAAUCGGAGUGCUGAUUUGAACCCAACAACAAGAUACUAGUAGGGUAGACAGAUAUUCUUCAGUUUCCGCAGCUGAACAUACAUUC
Brassica oleracea var. oleracea is the source of this 2651-nucleotide messenger RNA. Its product is annotated as pentatricopeptide repeat-containing protein At5g46460, mitochondrial. The transcript is spliced from 2 exons. The record is from RefSeq and is a predicted model, not a curated record. Gene Ontology annotation, biological process: RNA modification. Gene Ontology annotation, molecular function: RNA binding; protein binding; zinc ion binding. NCBI's taxonomy places the organism in Eukaryota, Viridiplantae, Streptophyta, Magnoliopsida, Brassicales, Brassicaceae. The coding region runs from base 1 to 2106 and encodes 701 amino acids.